AUGUUAAAAUCGCUUCUGGCCUUGGCGAGUGCCAGCUUUGUUUUAUCUGCGUCAGUAUCAUAUGAUCCCCAGCUUGCGCUCAAGUACGUAGCUCAGGAGGAAUUACUCAAGGCCGUCCCCGAAGGCUUCAAUCUUGAUCUUGACGCGAAGCGACUCGUUCAAUUUGCUCCCAACGAGGAGCCAGUGUGGGUAACUGAGCGAGAAAAGAUCAUUGCGAAAGCAAGCUCCGUCAACUUCUUCGACAUCAUUGCCACCUACAAUGCGUCGAAGCGGAUCAAGUCCACUAUCAAGUUACUAUCGACCAAGGGCCCGAGGGCUAAUUUGAGGAAGUUCACAAGUUUUAGGACGCGAUAUUACCGCUCCCUGACGGGCCGCGAAAGCCAGCUAUGGCUGUUAUCCAAGAUCAAUGAGGUUACCUCGAAGACGGCUUCGGAUGAACUGCAAACUCGCAUCACUGUCAACGAGUUUGAGCAUCCCUGGGGCCAAAAUUCGAUCAUCGUCAGGAUAAGGGGGACAUCCAUGUCAAAAGAUACUGGCUCCGUCAUCAUUAGCGCACACCAGGAUAGCACAAAUUUCCUUCCGUUCUUACCAGCCCCUGGCGCUGAUGAUGAUGGGUCUGGCACAGUUACGAUUUUGGAGACUUACAGGGUAUUGUUAGCCGCAAAUUUUACCCCUAUCCAUGACGUGGAAUGGCAUUUCUAUUCCGCCGAGGAAGGUGGGCUUCUUGGCUCUCAAGCGGUAGUGAACGAUUACGUGUCGCAAGGGGCGAAGGUCAAGAGUCAGCUGCAGUUUGACAUGACUGCUUGGGUAAAACAAGGGACCAAGGAAGUAGUGGGCGUCAUUACGGACUUUGUUAAUCCCAAACUCACCUCGUUGAUUGAAGACCUCAUUGAUACGUAUCUAGAUAUCCCUUGGGUCGAGACUAAAUGUGGGUAUGCCUGCUCUGAUCAUGCCAGCUGGAAUAAGGCUGGUAUCCCCUCGGCAUUCGGUAUCGAAUCAGCAUUCGAAGAUUCGAACAAGAAUAUCCACUCCACGAACGACCGGCUGGACAUCUCUCCAGAAUUCAGCUUCGAUCACAUGCUGGAGUUCUCUAAGCUUGGGGUGGCGUAUGUUGCUACUCUUGCAGGGUGGGCUUGA
Messenger RNA from Cantharellus anzutake, 1137 nucleotides. RefSeq lists its product as uncharacterized. The record is from RefSeq and is a predicted model, not a curated record. Gene Ontology annotation, biological process: proteolysis. Bases 1 to 1137 code for a protein of 378 amino acids. The transcript has 14 exons. NCBI's taxonomy places the organism in Eukaryota, Fungi, Basidiomycota, Agaricomycetes, Cantharellales, Hydnaceae. Gene Ontology annotation, molecular function: metalloexopeptidase activity.